This is a messenger RNA of Leishmania braziliensis MHOM/BR/75/M2904, 15423 nucleotides long. RefSeq lists its product as hypothetical. The transcript has a single exon. NCBI's taxonomy places the organism in Eukaryota, Euglenozoa, Kinetoplastea, Trypanosomatida, Trypanosomatidae. Gene Ontology annotation, molecular function: cytokine receptor activity; cytokine binding. Gene Ontology annotation, cellular component: signaling receptor complex; external side of plasma membrane. The record is from RefSeq and is a predicted model, not a curated record. The coding region runs from base 1 to 15423 and encodes 5140 amino acids. Gene Ontology annotation, biological process: cytokine-mediated signaling pathway.
AUGCCUUCAAGCGACACAAUUGCAGUGGACACCGCGGCUGCCCCAUGCCAGGCGACUGUGGUAGGUGCCUUCACCAUUGCAAACACUGAAGCACCUGGUGUGGAAGAUGUACAGAUAGCGCAUGGCGCCUCACCCCCCGCCCCCGCUGUUGCUGCAGCGGCACCUGAGGGCUCGAAGGAUACUCUUAGCUCGAGCACACCACAGCUGAACUGCCAGGCAGCAGUGGUGCGCAUUGGCGAGAUCUUUGGGGAGUUUUCCUGCAACGUGCUCCGUGCUGAUGGUUGCAGCAAUGUCUACGGCGCCAAAAAUGCUCCUUUACCCACAUCGCGAGCGACUGCAGCUUCGCGACUCUUUUCCAAGCGCGGCGGCGCUUCCACACUCUCGCCGGCGGCCGAAACGUUGACCGAAAUGGCGGCGGACUGGCAGCACGACGGUCAGCACAAAUGCGCUUCUGCUGCUGCUGCUGCUGCUGCCGACCUCUCCGCCCCGCGGGACGCGUCGCCCCGCACGACCCCGGCCUUGACGGCUGCGGCGGUCGUUAAUGGCGCAGCGGCAUCCGAUGUGGGCCCCCCUGUAAACCGCGAGGUGGAGGGUGUACUCCGGUGGGAGCUGCUCAUCUACGUGGUUCUACACGAAGAGCAGGGCUGUGGCCCCGGCUCAGCGAUACCGCUUGGUAGUCGAAACCAAUACCGCGGUGGACACAGCAGUGGCGUUUCUCAACACCGUGGGGAUGCGCCUGCAGCACUAGAAGGCGCGCGCGAAGAGGCCGCUCAUGACGAGUGUCCCGUGCCGAAUGACGCGAGGUUGUACUUCCGGCAGACGAUGCCAACGUCGAAACUAUCGAAGGUGGUAAAGCUGGAGGCGGGCCAGCGCUAUACUGUGCGCGUGCGCUGCUACAGUCGCGUCCAUGUGCGCUGGAGUGCGUGGUCGGCACCGAUCCAGACCGCCACGAUGUUUCCCGUCGAGACACGCAUUGCUGAGAUUGGCUAUGACUAUGUGCACUGCACCUGGGACCGUGUGGCGCAGCGUAGCGAGGACGGGCUGACGUGCGAGACGGACGUUGCGACGACGCAGUGGGCGCGCAGCAUUCCUGACUUUGAGCUACGGCUGCUGCGAGAGUCUGACAUGGCGGAGCAGUACCACAGUACCUUCGAGGCCGGCUGCCGCUCUGUCACCAUACGCGACUUGCAGUCUGGGACGCACUACAUUGUUCUCAUGCGGUACCGCACCGUCAUACAUACCAUGCGGGAGUGGACGGAGGUGGCGCGGCUAGUCACAGCGAGUUCGCUGGAGGUGCGUCUACUCGCUCGUGGCGAGGAAACCUUCACCUUUGCCUGGGACCGAGAAGCUCCAAAGAGUGCUGGGAGGACGCCAGCUGAUAAGGAGACUUCGGCCGCCGUUGCCAAUGGCUCGGCUUUUGUUCAGGCGUGCGAUGACGAUGCUGCGGUCGACGUCUUGGGCUAUCUGCAGCCACGAAUGACCGUGCACGAGUACGAGCUCAUCAUCGAUAGCCCCGGGCUGCACUUUGACCCAAUCACUGUACCCGCCUCCGUCCACCAGUACACGCUGGCAGACGUGUUACCGAGCACGACGUACUCGGUCUCCGUGCGCGCGCUUUCGGUGGAGGGGCGGUGGGGCGGCCGCUCCGCUCUGCUCAAGCUGCGCACGGCGGCUCACCCCGUCGUGUCGGUGGCCGCAGUCGGGGAGUCGUUCGCGUCCUUUACAUGGUCGCGUGAGGGGGCGGAGGAGCCGCACGAGUCCCAGCUGCAGUACCGCGUGCAGAGCCUCACCUCCGCGUACUACCAAUCCGAGACCAUUGACCUCGCCCCGCCGUCGUCGACGGCGGUGCAUCCACGCCGUCUGCUGAAUGUCGAGCAUCUCCACGCUGGCAGCGCUUAUACUGUUUCUCUCCGCAUCGCAAUCGAGGGCACAUGGGGCAUCUGGACGGAGCCACAGCGCUUCACGACCGCGCCGACUCUCGUACUCACCUUUCUAGAGCGCGGCGAGGACUUCCUUACCUUGGACUGGCCCUCCACCAGUCUUGCAGCCGCACGGGAGCCGGGCGAUCCCAGCGCUGCAACCGCAGAGCCAUUGCCAGUCUACAACAUCGUCGUAGUGAAGGUGGACGGCGUUGGUGAACGGACGGCCGUGCUCAACGAACGUGUCACGCGUGACCUCAGCCAGCGCGGCUUCCGCGUCAACGACCUCGAGGCUGACACAACGUACGACGUGCAGUGCCGCACGUGGCAACGCAACCCCCUGACGGGGUUCGAGGGCUGGGGCGAGCUGUCGACGCCAGUGCGGAUGUGCACCCUGCAGCCCGUCGCGCUGCAUGUCUGGGAUGUCGGUGAGGAUUUCAUUCAUGUCGUGUGGCACCGUGGUCUGUCUGAGGCCAGCACGGCACAGGCAGAUGUCGCUAACGCCAAGGAUAAUGACGCAGCGAGUACGUUGACGGAGUGUGACCACCUGAAGUACGAGGUGGUGAUGGGGUGCGUGGAGACUGGCGAAGACGCGAUGCUGCAUCACCACGUGCUUGACACGAGCUACACCGUAACCCAACUGACACCAUCGAUGACCUACACGAUCGCUGUGCGCACCUGUGAUGAGAAGGGGCAGCAGGGUUUGUGGAGCCGUGUGACGGUACGCACACUCGCCUCUAUCAGAACUACCAUUCACGAAAUCGGCGAGGACUUCGUGCGACUAGUGUGGCAGCGGUGCUCCGUGCAGCGUGACUCUGAUCUGUACGACACGAUGGCGGCUGAUAGGUUUGUCGCCAAGUACAGCGUUCUUGUGUACGGGCAGGAGCCACUUGGUGUGCCGGUGGUCCCACAUACGCAGAGCGGCUACGGGGCCGGAGGCGGCCACUCCGACAUUGUCCGCUUUGAUGUCGUAUCGAGCGAGCACACGUCGUUGCGCGUCGACGGCCUGUUGCCAGACCGCGAGUACGUCGCCGUUGUGCGGGCUGCCACGUCGAGCGGGAAGUGGGGACUGUGGAGUCGCCCGGUGCGAUUCCGCACAAACCCGCAGUUCCGCAUCCCGACGCACCAACUGACGAUUGGCGAAAACUACGUGAAGGUUGCGUGGAGCCGUGGUGGGUCAGAGGCGUCUCAGCUGCUGUGCGCUGCGGAGGACAGCAACAGCGACGACGGAAAGGUGCAGCUUGGUGACUGGACUGUCACUGGACAAGAGCUGCGCAUCAGCGGUGUGACGACGCAGUAUGCGAGGCAGUACCCGCUCGAUGCGGAUGUGCGAGAGCUGAAGGUUUGCGGCCUACUGCCGGCCUGCGCCUACACGAUUCAGAUUCGAGUGCGUGGACGCUCGGGCAGCUGGGGCCUGUGGUCUGCUCCGGCUCCGAUUCUGACGCGUGGCACAAUCAGUGUCACAACUGAGGAGGUAGCUGAGAACUUUAUCACGGUGCGGUGGGAGCGGCGCAAGGUGGCAAACCCGCAACAGUACCCCACCGGUCACGGCAUCGCUACGUCGUACCACCUGCGCGUCUACAACACGGAUGGGGUGAGCAUGGAGACCUUCUUGGUCGACGGCGACUCUCCGUACUGCGUGACGGGACUCCAGGCGAACACGUACUACUGCGUCGAGCUUAAGGCGAACUACAAUGAUGAGGAGUGGGGCCUGUGGAGCGUGCCGCUGUGGUGUCUGACGAUGCAGCCAAUGCACAUUCAGGCGAAACUAAUCUCUGAGGAGUCCUGCUGUCUGCAGCUCACGCGCCCGAGUCGGCAGCGCCGACUGCCGGAGGACGACGGCAACCCAUCGACCGAGGAUCGCGUCCUUGCACAUGGCAAGCUGCGCCCGAUGAUCAUGCUGUGCGUCACGUCGCCGAUCCUAUCAAAGGCACCAUACCACAGCGCUGCCGUCGCAUCAGGGCAGGCAAAGACGGCGUACCUGAGCGAUGCUCUGCCACCCGAUGCCGCCCAUCAGCGACUCAUCUAUCAGACAGAGCUGCUGAGCAGCGCCGAGACGGUGGAGCACACGGUACCAAACCUCAAGUGCAACACGGUGUACAGCGUGUCGGUGCGCACGAAGCUGGAAAGCGGCGAGUGGGGCAUGUGGUCCCCCUCGCUUGUCUUCGCCACGAUACCGACAACGCGAGUCUCCUUCACCACCAUUGGCGAGAGCUUCGUCAGCGUUGAGUGGGUACGGCACUCGCAGGUCGUCCCGCCGCAGAUCGAGAACCCAAAGCAGGUGGUCCUUGGCGUCGCUACGAUCACCGCCUCACGAGUGCGUGUGCGGGAAAGCGGCGGCAUCUACCAGCACACGUACACGGUGGAGGGCGCGAUGAACUCGCUGCGCAUCGACCACCUGACCCCGGCGACCACCUACAUGGUGUGCGUGCAGACGUUCAAUGACAACUACGAGUGGGGUGUGUGGAGCGAGGAGCAGAAGGUGCGGACCGUGCCUGGCAUGGACAUUCAUGUACAACAUAUCUCGGAGGAUGCGCUGUGGGUGUCCUGGUCGCGCCGCACCGACCUUCACGUCGCCGGGGACGCCAACACGGCGUUCAACGUCAGCAUCUCCGCCCGCGCCUACGAGGUAUGCCUCAUUGGUGAGGGCGGCUUCACCCACACGCAGAAGAUGGACUCGACAAGCCUCUUUUUCCGCGGACUGAUGCCGGACGCAGUGUACACCAUUUAUGUGCGCGCCCUCUUUGCGCAGUCGGAGCACUGGGGACUGUGGUCGGCGCAGGCCCUUCGCACAAAGCCGCGCAUGCGCGUCACAUUCGGCAACAUUGGUGAGCACUUCGUGAUGCUGGAAUGGCGUCGCCACCUGCCCAAACCAACGGAGGCGGAUGUGAGGCAGCGGCUAGAGGACGGCGGCAGCGCCGGCAACGCCUACAUAUCGGACGAGUCGCUGCAGAACGGGGCGCUUGUGCCGUUGAGCCACAGGGAGACCGGCAGCAGCGUUGUGAAGGCGUCGACAUGUAGUGCCACUGGCGCAGCCGUCGUAGCCCGCCAACUACUCUCCAUCGCGGAGACAGAGGACGUUGUUCAGCUCUACCGUUUCAGGGUGCAGCGCGUCAGCGAGGCGCACAGCGUGGUCUACAACAUCGCCCCUACUGUGAGCGGGUUCUGCCUUCACGAUCUGCAGCCCUCGUCGGAGUAUCGCGUGUGGGUCUGUGCGAAGGGGCACGAGGGUGUGUGGGGCCUUUGGAGCGAGGAGUCGCGCGUGCGCACGCUGCCGCGGCUGAGCCUGGAGGUGCUGAAUAUUGGCGAGGACUACGUGCGGGCACAGUGGAGGCGAGGGUCGUGGGAGGGAGUGUGCAUGACUGGGGGCGACGGAGCAGAGGUCCGACAGGUCGACGGAGCUGUCAGUGGGUACGAGAUCCGGGUACUAGACACCGUUAGCACAGUAGCUGCCGCGAGCACGACGACAUUCCGCGAAACCGCCGCAGUGCUUUCUGGCCUACACCUUUCGACGCUCUACACGAUCCAGGUUCGGGCUAAGGACACGUACGACGCGUGGGGGCUCUGGAGUGACCCGGUGCCCUUCUACACGCUGAAACCCGUCGCCGUGAGGUUGCAGCGCGUCGGUGAGACGUUCGUUGACGCGCAGUGGUCGCGUGCGAAGCCCCGGCUGCAUCCGCAACACGCGCAUAAUGAAGGUUCUGAGACUGUCAGCGACGUGGCGGGGCUGCAGGUGGACAAGAAGGGGGCGUUGCACCCUGAUGAGCGCGUGACGCGGUGGCACGUGCGUGUGUCAUGCAAUCGCGUCUUUGCCGGGAUGCCGCAGACAGACGACUACCGUGAGCUGUACGCUGAAGAGGGGGAGCAGGCGCUCCGUAUCGAUGGGCUGCUCCCGCACGCUACCUACUCCAUCGCCGUGCGCGGCCUCAACUGUGCCGGCGACUGGGGUCACUGGAGCCCGGAGGCCGUGGUGUCCACGUGCCCGCUGCUAAAGGUCGAAGUUGCGAUGACUGGGGAGACAUUCCUGCAGCUUGCGUGGCGACGGCCUGAAAUGCGGAGCGGCUUGACCACGACGGCGGCGGCGGACUGGCACGGGAACGAUGAAGGUAUUGGUGCGGCUGUGUUAGGCAGCGAUAGAGGCGAGGAGGAACGUCCUCAAAGCCAGAUGCAGCUUGUAGAGAGCACGUCACACAUCAUGAGCACGCUUAUCUCCCCCGCCGGUGCGUCGUACAGCGAGAACGGUGAGGACGAGGAAGACUACUCUGCGCUGCCAUUCUUCCUCAGCACACCGCUCGAGGCGUACUUGUGCUUCCCCUCCAACGCAGAGGUGCAUAACUUUCAAGUGACCAUCCGCCCCAUGCCGACGGAGCCGGCCUUUGACGAGACGGACGAGUCGCUAGUCGACGGCGCACGUGUGUAUGAGACAACGCAGCCGGCGCUGCGCCUCGGGAAUCUUUUGCCGGGCAUUCGCUACGCCAUUUCGGUGCGAGAGCAGCAGGCAGAUGAGGAGGGUCGCCUUGUCGCGGGGGAGUGGGGCGCACCGUCAGAGGUGGUCUGCGUGCAGACAGUGCCGCCGAUGCAGGUAACUCCUCAGGAAAUCGGUGAGGACUACUGCCUGGUGGAGUGGCGCCGUGCUGCUGCGGCGUCUACCGCAGACAGCCCUGUGCACGGCGUGCCUUUGAUGUCAGCGGAGGGUAAGGCCAUGGCGGCAGCAACGAUUCCGACCGCCGCUACCUGGAUGAUGACUGGUUACAAGUCUAUCGAGUUCGAGCUCCAAACACGCCGCUUGAACAUGGACGGGACGGCACUGCACAACAACCCUCUCGCCCUCGACUCUGUCGUCUCGUUUCCUAGCAGCGUUAACGCGCACCACAUCUCAGGCCUCGCCCCCAGCAGCGUCUACGAGGUCCGCGUGCGGGCGAAGAUCGAGAAUGCGCAGUGGGGGAUGUGGAGCCCGGCGAUACGCUUCGUGACGCAGAGCCGGCUCGAACUGCGCGUUGAUCAAGUGCAGGAGGUGGCGGUGCGUGUCUCAUGGUGCCGCCCGCGUGCGGUGCACAUGCGCAGCGGCAGCAUUAGUCACGUGCAAACGGAGAAGCCCGAGCGGUGCCCAACGAUGGGGUCCGCUGAGGGCGAAGAGGACAUGAAAGAGGGCGCAACCGGGGAUCCGGAGGAGUUGUCUGGCCUCGAAGUAGCGCACCGCACUGCGUUUGCAGAGACUAGCAGCUUGCAGGUAAUUCAGGUGGACUAUGCGGUGCACGAGUACGAGCUGGUCCUCGAGGGAAUCAGUGUCGAGGAGCGACGGUGCCUCACCUUCGUGCAGGAGGUUCAGUCCACCCUCAUCGAAGACCUUCAACAGGAUCAGCUGUACUGUCUCUCUAUCCGGUCUCUCAGCGAGAAGCAGCACUGGUCGCGCUUCUCGACCAAGGUGACGUUUCUGACGCUGGCCUGCGUGCAGGUACAAGUGGCGCAGCGCACGGAGUGCAGCGCGCGGCUGGAGUGGUUUCGGCCACAGCCGGACGUUGGCAAGUUUGUCGAGCUGCUGGCGCGCCACCAGCGAGAUACUCUGCACCAGUGCGACGACCGCGAACGACGCGAGCUGCUGGAGAUGAAGCGCAAGAUCCAGGAGCAGGAGGGGAAGGGAGAGCCCACGAUGGUGGGGGUUGGCUGGAUAAACCCGGCUGUGCGCGAGGAGCACAACGCUCUGCUACGGGAGGAGGCCACACUGCACUACCAGACCGAGCGCGUCGUAGUGGGUGAUGCGAACUGCACCGGCUAUGAGCUACACGUGACUCUGGAGAAGGGGGACGUCUGCCUGCCCUUCAUCACCGCCAUCGAGAUGCUGCGGCGACGUCGGCCAAGCGGCGUGACGACAACAUCGAGCAUGCGGGAAUUGAUGACGUCAACUAAGCGAAGUUGGCACGUCGGCCCGCUGCUGACAGGCGGCAGUCGCUGUUUCAACGUUGGCGCCGACAACGGCAGCUUUCGAGAACCCAAGCGCGACGGGUCAUUCAAGAUGCCGUCAUCUAGCGCAGUCACCACGGUGAGCCCGCCCGCCACCGCCGCGUCGCCCACCGCCGCAUCACCCACCGCCGCAUCACCCACCGCCGACUCUGUCACCCUGCUUGAUGUGCAGCUGCUCUCGUCCGUGUCGCAGGUCCUCCUACAAGGGCUGAGCCCCAGUGCCAUCUUCUCGGCGCGGGUCCGCGCGCGCGGUGUGCCAGACUUUUGGCAGCCGUGGAGCCGAUCUGUCAAGGUAGAGACGCUGCCUCUGGUUCAGCUGGACCAGAGCCGCUUUGGUGAGCACUACAUCAAUUUACACUGGUACCGCGGUGACCCGCUCAUGAUGGCUGCGGUGGCGCAGGAGGCGGAAGAGUUCUGUCGACUCCAGCGCGAGUUUCACAACUUCACCGAACGCGACCUGGAAGAGAAGCGGAACGCGCUGGGGCCGGCGGCGUUCGCAUCGCUGGUGAACCGUCUGCGCCGGCUGCGCAUGCUGCGACAGCUUUCCGCGGCUCGCGCGAAGGAGCACGCGGAUGGCAAGAUGGGGCUGGUGGUGGACCCCUCGUGCCCUGUGCAGGGAUUCCAGCUGCGCGUCAUUGACGAGAUGGGCAGCAUCUCGGAGCAUUACCUGCCCAACAGCCACUUCCAUGACGUCAACACACCACCGACGCUUAGCUUCACCGUGACAGGGCUGCAGCCGAAUAGUUUAUACGUGUGCUGCCUCUGCCCGCACUAUGGCGACGAUGUGUGGGGGUGCUGGACGGUGCCGCUCAAGUUCAUGACGCAUCACAUCAUCCACCUCGACAUGACGUACAUCAGCGAGAACUUCGUUGACCUGCAGUGGUGGCGACUGGACAACAAGCCGACUUCUCCGCUGGAUGAGCACGAUACCCUGCUGAGUAGCCGCUACACAGAGGAGGUGCAGGUGCACCAGCUCCGCAUCACACACGAGGAUGCUGUCACAGGCCAAGAAGUGCAGGAGUUCCGCAACAUGCAGGCCUGCAACGUGCUUCGGAUUGAUGCGCUACUGCCGGACAUGAAGUAUACCAUAGCCGUGCGGGAGUGGGAUCCAAAGGGGGAUUGGGGUUUGUGGUCGGCACCCUGUUCGUGCGUCACACUGCCCAGCAUUGAAACUGCAGUAACCGAUGUGAAGGAGAGUAGCGCGAUGGUGUCAUGGUGGCGCAUGAAGCCUCGAAUCGACUACGAGAACGACAUGCACGUGCUCGAGGACAGCUCGGAGAUAACCGGGUUCUACGUGCGGCUAGAGGAGGUGCCACUGCACACAAACUUUACCGCGUCGCCACCGACGACCACACCUGUUUCAGCCUGCCGCUUGCUCUCGCCGAUGGGCGCGUCCGACGCGUGCUGGGACGGUGUAGAGGCGUUAUCGCUGAGCAUGGGUGACAUCGGCGUGUCGAACAACUCCUUCCACGCAGUCGCACGCAUGCCCUCGGAAGAGAAGCGGCGGGCUGCCGAGGUUGACGAGCUUGAAGGCACGCUGGCGUUUGGCUUCCAGCGCGGCGGUCCUUUGCCACCAGAAGUCCACCCACAGCUGUAUGACGGGCUCGUACCUGACCGCAUUGACUGCAGCGAUGGAGCAGCCGGGUCGUCAUGCCCUCAGCGGCAGCACUACCUGCUCGUGAAGCGGAUGACAUCCAGCACGGAGCUGCAGCUCCACCUCGGCGACCUGCAUCCCCAGUCGGCCUAUCAGGUGCAGGUGAUGGCAGAGACGACAGGCGGGCAGGUGGGGCCGUGGUCGGCGCCGCACUUCUUCAUUACCACGCCGCAGUUGCACCUUUCCACCGACAUCAUUGAUGAGCACUACGUAUCACUGCAGUGGGGGCGGCCGCAGCUCGCCCCGCUAGUGGCUCAGAUCAGCGGUCGCGGAGGCACCAGCAGCAGCGGCGGCGGCGUAGCAGGGCUCUUUCCGGGCAGCGGUGGCUUUCCCAGCACGGUGGCAUGCGGGCGCACCGCGGUGGCUUCAAGCGUGGUGGUGACGUUGCCGACGUCGCAGGUGCUUCACUACGAGUUGGAGGUGCGCGGCGGAGCGGGUCUAGACUUUGUGUUCUCCACCCGCAUUGAAUCUGCUGCCGUAGACGGUACCUUCCGCGUCACAGGGCUGGCCAUGGACUCUGCGUACGUCGCGCGAGUUCGCUCCUUCAACGACGUGGGCGAGGCCAGCUUCUGGUCGCCUGUGCUGACCUUCGUGACACUCAAGCAGCUGCUCGUCUACCCGCAGGAGAUCACCGAGAGUACCAUCGAGAUGAGCUGGGCUCGCACCGAGCAAAACCCCGAACACUAUCUGACCUGCGCAACCUUCGACACGGCGACUGGCAUGGAGACGAACGCAGCGCUGGCUGCGGCGCCGGUGGUGUCGGAGGCACCUGCCUCAGCCACCACACCGGUGAUGCAGCCGGAGCAGUCUGUUGCACGCGUCCGUCCGGCAGUGUGCUUUGGCGAGUACCAAGCCGUCAAGUACCAGGUGCGUGUCUAUCACCUCACGGAGCAGGUGGCGCCGCGGCUGCUAGUGGACAAGCACCUUAACGGCAACGUCGCGAAGUUCCUUGUGCACUCGCUCGCUCCGAACAACGUGUACCUGCUCUACGCGCGUGCCAUCAACCGCGACGGUGUGUGGAGCGAGUGGUCGGAGGGGCGCUGCGUCUACACGAUGAGGCUUCUACUGUCCAGCAUUGCCACGGUCGGCGAAGACUUCGUUCGUGUGCAGUGGGCCCGAGAUGCUCCGGAGGAGCUGCACUACACACCGAGCGCGGCGAUCACCGCCACAGGCGCAGGAGGCCACCGGCACAGCAUUGCCGCCACCGCGGUCGGCACGAAUGAAGAGCACGAGGAGGAUGAGGGGUCGGUGCACGACGGGCAUCUGCUGCUGGAGGACACUGUCCCUGCGACGCAGCCGGGCUCGCCGAAUAAACUGAGCGCGGACUCGCCGGAUGCGUCGCGCCUGUGGCAGCAGGAGCGUCGCUUCCGUCUGCAUGACAGACCUGCCGAGGCCGGUGUCGUGUACUGCAGCGCCCGCACAUCGAUUCGCUCCUUCACCAUCUCUGUCCGCCGCUCGGACGAAGCGGAGGGCUACACAGUCGAGGUGCCCGGUCACGUGAGCAAGCACACGCUGCCUGCGCUGCAGCCCGACUCCAUCUACCUUAUCUGCGUCCGCGCCGAGUACAGGAGCGGGGAGCGCGGCUCGUGGAGCGACACUGUGCGUAGCGGCACCUACAACUUGUUAGCCAUGGACCUCAAGGAGGUCGGUGAGGACUACAUCUCGGCCAGCUGGCAGCGCAAAGCGAACACGAUCCACAUGGCAUCUCUGCACAUGGGCCAGGUGGAGGAGACGGUGUGCUACGAAGUGCGGGUUCGCGAUUACACCGACGUCCCACUUGGCGAGGAGGAGGGCGAGGCGGCCCAGCGCCGCGACAGCGAGAGCCGCAGCGUCUUCCUACACGCCAAUCAGCGCCAUACCUUGGUGCGUGAGUUGCUGUCCAACCACCGGUACCGUCUCUCUGUGCGGCGGUGGUAUUGCCCACACGCCGGAUUCGCAAGAGCUGCGCUGGCGGCCGCACCAGCGACUUUGACCGCGAAGGCGCGCAGCUCCGCGUCCAACACGGUAGAGUGGUGCAAGAGCAAUGGCGAGGACGGCAGCCAAGGUACACCAGAUAAGGAGCAGGAAAAGUGGACGACAGGAGAGGUGGAGGUGUCGCCGCUGUUGUCCGCCGUGCCAACAGUGCUGCAGCUCUACGAGCAGACAACCCACAUCGUAAUGGACGCGCCUCUGCGUGAGUCGAUGGAGAAGGCAAAGGCAGCUCCAGGUGUGUGGAGCGACUCUGAGUAUGUAGUGACGCUGCGCGACAUGGUGUGCUUGGUGGAGCGGGUUGGUGAAGAGUACUUCCAGCUCCGCUGGGCUCGUGACCCCCGCGCGGUACCUCUGUCGGUGCGGCGGGCAAUGCCGCUGAAGCCGAUCCAGAACUACCAGCUGCGCAUUGAUGAGCUGGUACGCGAUGGGUCAGGAGUGGAGACGAGCCGCAACAGCAACACGUUGCACCUAGACGAACUGAUGGCGCCAACGGAGACGUCGUACUUCAACAAGGCAGCAAAGCCAAACACGCUCUACAAGGUGGAGGUACGGUGUUGCAUCGAAAAUAUGUGGGGCCAGUGGAGCCGCCCGGUGUACAUUAUCACGCAGCCGUGCCUGGAGGUGGAGGUAAGCCGCAUUGGCGAGGAGUGUGCGACGAUCACCUGGCACCGACCUCGCGAGCCCCUGACACUGCCUGACGGUGAGGAGGCGGUGAUUGGGGAUGAGGAGGAGGCGGAUGACUCGUAUCAGUUGGAAAUCGCUGGAGUGGGCUUCAACUAUCAGAUAUCCAAACGUUUUAAGGCAUCCCGCUCGAGCUACACAGCGAAGCACCUUGACGCGGACGCACUCUACUCGGUGCGUGUGCGCGCCGGUGACGGACUUCGCCACCCUUGCAGCCUGUGGAGCGACACCAUCUGCUUUGCCACGUUAAAGCCGAUACAAGUAUUCGUGUCAAUGCUGACCGAGCAGUUCGUGCAUGUGGAGUGGUGUCGGCCUUCACAAACGGUGGGGGAGUACGCGGAGCGACUCGAGCAGCAGGCGGGGGCGGCAGCGGCGUCGUCGCUGACCUUCGCCCCAAGCGCCGUCUCUUUGCAGUCGCAGCCGCAGCCGCAAGAUGACAGCGGCGAGAGCACCCGCGGCGCACCCGUUUCAGCCUCGGCAUUGGCGCCGCACCCGAGCGGCGCUGUUCAACUCGGCAACCCCGGUUCUCUUGCUUUCCACUUAUGCGUCUUCAACACUCGAGAGACACCAUCUGUGGCUGUGGUGGACAAGCAGUUCCACAAGGAUGCAUCGCACUACCGCUUAGGCGGGCUAGUUGCCGACACACCUUAUGUCAUCAUUGUCCGUGCCUGCUGCGAGGCCACCAAUGACUGGGGUCUCUGGAGCGAAGAACGUACCUUCCGCACUCUGAAGCUCCUGGCGCCCACGGUGUCGAGUGUCGGCGAGACAUACGCGGUGCUGGCGUGGGAGCGGAACGAGUGCGAUUCGCGCAACGCCGGCGGUGGUUCUGUAGGUGCCGCUUUAGGCGUACCGACGCUACCGACGAAGUAUCUCCUGGUCCUCCGCUCCACGCUCUACGGCCCGUUUGAGCGCGAGAUAUCGGCCGAGGAGUGCCGUACCACGGCGACGCCGAUGCAGGAAGGGUACUUGGUUUCCUCGUACCGCCUGCCCCAACUCCAGCCGGGAACCGAGUACGCUGUCGCUUUGCAGCCCUGCUACGGCGGUGGUGGCGACUGGGGCUUGUGGUCGCAAGCGGCUACUUUCACGACGCUAUACCCAGUGAAGCUGACGGCGAACAGCAUUAAGAAUGCGGUAGACCUCAGAUGGGGCCGCUGCCGCCCGGCGCUGGCCGUUGGCUUUGUGGAGGACGUCAGCUUUGCCGAAGGGGGUGCAGAGGGGCCUAGCAAUAGCAACCCCGCUCCCGCAUCACAGGUCCCCGCGGCGGCAGCAGCCGCUCUCCCAGCAGCUGGCAGCCACACGGCGACCGGCGCGAUGCUCGUCGGCUCUCGUACUGUGUCGCGCUACCGGCUGGUGGUGUACCGCGAGGCUGACCUGGCCGCCUUGCACCAGUCCGGGUCAUCGCUGGAGGGUAGCUUGGUGCAGCAGCCCCCCUCCGGCUUACUUGUCUGCCCUAACAUAACACCCGGUCAGGAGCACCAUCUUGGCGAACGCAGCAGCGUCACGGUAUCGCACCAGAGCAGCACUCUGAAACACCGGGAGCAGCAGGAUGUGCUUACCAUCCACACGCCUGCCCAACUUUACAACAGGCUUGACGAUCCCUUCGACCCACUGAUGAGCGCUAUCCAGACGAAGAUUCCAGACAUGGAUAUGGCGGCACUUACGAGCCUCGAUGGCACCACGGCGCUGCCUUCGCCGUCCAAGGACUCGCUCUUCCGGAGGCAGUACGAUGUGACGGACGCUGCAGUCUCAACGGCGCCGCUCAGUCCACGCAGCCAGGCCAAUUUUACCCAGGGAGGCAAUGCUGCCCUCGCCGGGGCAUGGUCCACUACCUCCUCCAUGCACGAGCACAUUGAAGGGCUCACGCCGGACACGUUGUAUGUGGCGCGCAUCCGCGCAAUGGACCUCUUUGGGUACUGGGGAACACCGGUGGAGGUGCGGUUUGCGACACCGCCGAUGGCCCCGACGCAGGUUGCGCUGCGGCGCGUGAAUGCGCAGUUUUGCUCCUUACAGUGGGCUGCUCCAGAGGCGCCCGCUGACGAAACGGAGGCCGCCACAACUCGUAGGCGCUACCGCUAUGUGAUUGAUCAGUGUUUCCUGCAGGCCGAUGGGCCGUCGUCGGGCGUCAGUACCUUAGGCGGCGGUGGCGGUGGCGCGAGUAAGCGCAAGGCGGGUGGGGCAGGGGCAGCGAUCGGUGCCACGACCACCAUUGCGGCGGCGACCUGGCACGUCAUAGACACCGUCGAGGAUGCAAACGUCUGUGCUGUACGCAUCAGCGGCCUGCUCUCCCGCAUGCGAUGCCGUGUCAAGUGCGCGCGCCGCAUUUUACCGGCGUCCGGGAGCGACACAGACAGCGGCGCAGGUGCUACGGUGCCAGACGAACAUCUCGGCCCGUACAGCGACUACUCGGAGGCUGUUGCGGUAUCCAGCGGCACCCCGCCGGAGGGCGUGGUGGAUCCACAUAUCACGAUGCUGUCGCAGAAUGCCGCUACACUUGAGUGGCUGCCGCCGCCGAAGCCGUCCGAGGCUGCCACAGGGCGCUACACCCGCCCCGUCUACCACGUGUACCUGGCCAAUACGACAGACCAGCCGUACCCUGUGCUACUCGCGACAGUGCACCGGCCGUCGUACAUUCUGACGAACCUGACGCCGUCCACGACCUACACAGUGCAGGUUGUUGCCGAGAACACUGACGGUGUGAGUUUCCGAAAUCCGAUUCUGCGCUUUCACACGAAGUCAGAGGAGGACAACACCGUCUCCCGGCACGACGAGGGCGGCGGCGCAAGCAGCGUGGCCAUCUCCACUGCCCCCCCGCUGGCCGAGCUCGUGCCGUUCCAUGGCCCCCGCGCCGCACCGUCCGACGACCACGCCGGUUUUAUGGACAGCGGUGUCGACGUCGCUGAUAUUCCAACGGCUGUGCAGCAGUCGAUGAAGUCUCCAACCCCGCCGGCUUCUCGUCGUCGACGCGGCAGGCGCGGUGGCUCAUCGGGGCGGGCCAACGUGUCGAGCGCAAAGCGAAAGGCAAUUCGUGGACGAGGCCCUGCGAAUAAGCGGGGCACGCCUGGAGCGCCCGGCAGCGCAGCCGGAAGGCGCAAGCAUAGCACCCGUAGCCUUUCCUCAUCGAGCUCAGGCGCUAAGCAAUCCAGCAGCGUGGCGGCCAAGCAGGCGGCAGCUGAGACACUCCGCGAGACACGACCAUCAGGUGGCAGCUUCCUCCCUCCACUAGCGAAGACCUUUUAA